Messenger RNA from Arabidopsis thaliana (thale cress), 979 nucleotides. Its product is annotated as SART-1 family. Gene Ontology annotation, cellular component: nucleus. The record is from RefSeq and is marked reviewed. The transcript has 2 exons. Bases 289 to 903 code for a protein of 204 amino acids. NCBI's taxonomy places the organism in Eukaryota, Viridiplantae, Streptophyta, Magnoliopsida, Brassicales, Brassicaceae. Gene Ontology annotation, biological process: mRNA splicing, via spliceosome.
GGCUUUUAUUUAGUUUCGGCUCGUGCGGUGCAAGGAAAUUCUUCUAGUCAUCAUCAGCCACCAAAACUGGCUUCUCAAUUAGGGCUCUUGGUCAAUCCUUAAAAGUUCUAUUGAUUUUCAUCGACUACACUUUUUUGGCGAAUUUAUGUGAUUGAAGUGGAAUCUAAGAUUGAGGUUCUUUGUGGUCUUCGGUUCUCGAUACAUCAUCAUAAGGUAUUGAGAAUUCACUCAUAGCUUCUGAAUUUCGCGGUGUCGUGUUUCUGUCUCAUCAUCGGGGUUUUGAUAAAGAUGUCUCAGUCCAAAGUAGCUAUGAAAAAAGAUUCGAUGAGGAAGAAUAAGAAAUUGGUUAUAAAUAUUGCUCUAGAUAAAGAAGUUCUUGCUUCGAGAGUGGAAGCUGAUCAUGAUCUUGGUUCUGUAAGAGAUGAGAAAGAGAGGCUUGAAUCAUCAGAGAGACGAAGAGAGGUUUGUUCCAAAGCUGAAGAUAUUGUUGAUAAGGCCAUUGAUAAUCAUUCUAGGGUUAGAGGAGAUGGGAUUAUGCGGGAAGCUGAUGUCGGGACAGGGUUAUCGGGCGCGUUAAACCGUCUUAGAGAGCAAGGAACUUUCAAGGAGGAAGGCAAGGUUGUUGGUGUUAAGGACAAUAAUCAUGAAGAUGACAGAUUCAAAGAUAGAUUUAAGGAUAUACAGAUUCAGAGGGUGAACAAGUGGGGAAGGAUAAUGACUGAGAAAGAAGCGUAUCGGUCACUGUGUCAUGGAUUCCAUGGGAAGGGACCUGGGAAGAAGAAGCAAGAGAAACAGAGGAAGAAGCAUGAAGAUAAGUCAAAACAGAUGGAAUCUUCAGAGAGAUCUGUGGAAAGAAUAAGAGAAAUUCAUGCCAUAUCCAAGACUCCUUACAUUGUUCUCUAGUCAUAAACUUCUCUUUGAUUACGAUAAUCUCAAAGACAUUUAAUUAAGAACUUCAUAAAUUUGGUAUUUUGCUUUG